Scomber japonicus (chub mackerel) is the source of this 599-nucleotide messenger RNA. RefSeq names its product NADH:ubiquinone oxidoreductase complex assembly factor (gene ndufaf3). Gene Ontology annotation, cellular component: mitochondrial inner membrane. The record is from RefSeq and is a predicted model, not a curated record. The coding region runs from base 10 to 567 and encodes 185 amino acids. Lineage: Eukaryota; Metazoa; Chordata; Actinopteri; Scombriformes; Scombridae. Gene Ontology annotation, biological process: mitochondrial respiratory chain complex I assembly. The transcript is spliced from 5 exons.
GCUGUCAACAUGGCCGGUGUUAUGUGCGCCAGAGUCCUCCUUCAGAGAUCCACACGUCUCCUUUUCUUCUCCAGGGCAGCACCUGUUUUCUCAAGCCCAUUUCUGUCUCGUGGUCAUCGAUUGGGUCCCAGCGAUGAUGAGAUGUACCAGCGUACCUCAGUGUCCGUCAUGCAGAAGGAGCCAGACAGUGGGGUCAUGAUAAACAGCUACAGUUCCCGAGGAUUCAACAUCGAUGGCAACAGAGUGUUUGGUCCAUGCGCUGUGCUGCCUCCUGCUAUCCUGCAGUGGAAUGUUGGCAGUUAUAAAGAUAUCACAGAAGAAAGCGUGUCACUUUUCCAUAUGCUUGAACCAAGAAUAGAGAUUCUAGUGCUGGGCACAGGUGCACGAGUUGAAAGAAUUAACCCUUCAGUGUUGGCUCUGCUUAAGAAAAAAGGCAUCGCUGUAGAGGUGCAAGACACGCCGAAUGCAUGUGCAACCUUCAACUUCCUGAGUAGUGAGCGAAGAGUAGCAGCUGCUGGUCUGAUUCCUCCACCCGUCAGCACCGCCUUGGAGGUGACACAGGAAUAGCUGUGAACAGAAACUAAGACUCUUUCCUUCAG